Entrophospora sp. SA101 is the source of this 822-nucleotide messenger RNA. NCBI's taxonomy places the organism in Eukaryota, Fungi, Glomeromycota, Glomeromycetes, Entrophosporales, Entrophosporaceae. The record is from the annotation of a GenBank genome assembly.
AUGACUAAAAGCUCGGAAUUGAAAAAUACAGAAAAAAGACAAGAGGCAGAGGAUUUUAAUCGGGAGGAAUUGGGGAAGAAUAUCGAAAAGUUAAAGGAAUUAAAAAAAGCCGACGGUAAUAACGAAGAAGAGUUAGAGAAAUUAAAGGAAAAAAUAAAUUUGCGGGAAAUGUUCGAUAAAGUAGCCAAAAAAUUAGUUCCGCUGGCAUUGGGUCAUGACACCGGCGAUUCGAUUCGUCGUCCGGCUUCCUAUUGUGGAAUAGUUGGCUUUAAACCUUCUUAUGGCUUAAUUUCGCGGGCGGGAGUUAUUCCCAUGGCUUCCUCGUUAGAUACCAUUGGCAUUUUGGGUCGACAAGUAAAGGAUAUUAAACUGGCUUUUUCUACCAUCGCUCACCCCGACUCGGCGGAUUUAACCACUUGCUCCUAUAAAUCCCCUAUUUCUCCUUGUCGCUGGAAAAAAAACAUUGCCGUUAUCAAGGAUUUAGAAAAUUAUUUACCACCUGAAUUAACAACCUUAUAUCAUAAUAGUCUAAAAUCAUUAGUAAAGUCCGGCUACCAAAUUGAAAGGAUAACCAUACCGAAAAAACUCCGGGAUAACUUACAAAUUACUUAUCUUAUUCUCUGUUCGACCGAAUUAGUUAGUCAUCUCAAUUCGCUCCAAGGAAUAACUUAUGGCAUCCAAGAAAAUAUUAAUAUCACCCAAAAAAGAAGCCGAUAUUUAGGAACUAUAGUGAAACAACGCUUAUUAAUUGGGGCUUAUUUUCUGGAAAAUAAAGAAUUAUUAGAAAAAGCUCGAAAAAUGCGUUAUUUAGUUAACCAAUGA